CCUACAGACGCUUGCACGCAUUCUGCUUCUGCGACUAAGUGCCGAUGCCGACCUUCUCCGCAGAUAAGAAGAUGAUGCCGUUUGGCGGAAUCGCGUCGAAGCUGAAGAUCGAUCGGCUGAAGGCAGCGGGAGUAGGGUCACAUGACUGCGCCGUGAAAUACCUCAAACAGGAUUACGAGAGUCUGCAGCAGUCCUGCCUGGAGAAUGGGACGCUCUUCGAGGACCCCCACUUCCCUGCCAUCACCGCCUCCAUGGGCUUCAAGGAACUGGGCCCUGGCUCCAGCAAAGUGCAGGGGGUGCGGUGGAAGCGGCCCGGGGAAAUUGUCAGCGAUCCGCAGUUUAUUGUAGGCGGAGCCACCAGGACCGAUAUCUGCCAAGGAGCGCUGGGGGACUGUUGGCUCCUGGCCGCUAUCGGUUCUCUGACGCUGAAUGAGGAUCUCCUGCACAGGGUCGUCCCCCAUGGACAGAACUUCCAGGACAAUUACGCCGGAAUCUUCCACUUUCAGAUCUGGCAGUUCGGUGAAUGGGUGGACGUGGUGGUGGAUGACCGUCUGCCGGUGAAGGAUGGAGAGCUGGUGUUCGUACACUCCGCCGAGUGCUCUGAAUUCUGGAGCGCCCUGCUGGAAAAGGCCUAUGCCAAGCUGAAUGGCUCCUAUGAGGCUCUGUCAGGAGGCAGUACAACCGAAGGGUUUGAAGAUUUUACCGGCGGUGUGGCCGUCAUGUAUGAGCUGCGAAAAGCUCCCCGUGACCUGGACAAAAUCAUCAGCCGGGCACUGGAGCGAGGGUCCCUAAUGGGCUGCUCCAUCGAUAUAACAAGCGCGCAUGACAUGGAAGCCGUAACCUUUAAGAAGUUGGUGAAGGGCCACGCGUACUCCGUGACGGGUCUAAAAGAGGUCAACUACCGGGGACAGACCGAGAAGCUGAUCCGGAUUCGGAACCCCUGGGGACAGGUGGAGUGGACUGGAGCUUGGAGCGACAACUCCUCUGAGUGGAACGAGGUUGACCCAUCUGAGCGUGAAGACCUCCGCCUGAAGAUGGAGGACGGAGAAUUCUGGAUGUCUUUCCAGGAAUUUCUACGUCAGUUCCACCGGUUGGAGAUCUGUAACCUCACUCCAGACACGCUCGACAAAGAUGACAUGAGCAAGUGGCACACGACGCUGUACGAGGGCACGUGGCGGAGGGGCAGCACAGCCGGCGGCUGCAGGAACAAUGCCGCCACAUUCUGGAUCAAUCCUCAAUUUAAGAUCACACUGCUGGAGGAGGACGAUGACCCAGAUGAUAAUGAGUUGGCCUGCAGCUUCCUUGUCGCCCUCAUGCAGAAAAACCGCAGGAGAGAGCGGAAGGCUGGAGGAGACAUGCACACGAUCGGUUUUGCCGUGUAUGAGGUGCCGGAAGAGUUUAAAGGCUGCCAGAACGUCCACCUCAAGAAGGAUUUCUUCCUCCGUCACCAGUCCUGCGCCCGCUCAGAAACUUUUAUCAACCUGCGAGAAGUCAGCAACCCGAUCCACCUGCCCCCCGGAGAGUAUCUCAUCGUCCCAUCAACGUUCGAGGCGCACAAGGAAGGCGACUUUGUGCUGCGAAUAUUCACAGAGAAGCAAUCGGAGACGCAAGAGCUCGAUGAGGACGUCACCGCAGAUCUACCUGACCAGGAGGAGAUCUCAGAAGAUGACGUGGAUGAUUCCUUCAAGGCUAUGUUUCGGCAGCUGGCAGGAGAUGAUAUGGAGAUCAGCGUCUUUGAGCUGAAGACCAUACUCAACAGAGUGGUGUCCAGACACAAAGACCUGAAAACUGACGGCUUUAGCACGGAGUCCUGCCGCCAGAUGGUCAACCUGAUGGAUAAAGACGGUAGCGGAAAACUUGGCGUCGUGGAGUUUCAGAUCCUGUGGAACAAGGUCCGCAAUUGGCUGACUGUCUUCCGGGAGCAUGAUAUGGAUAAAUCCGGGACCAUGAGUUCCUACGAGUUGCGUAUCGCCCUGGAAAGCGCAGGGUACAAGCUGAAUAAUAAGAUCAUGCAGGUGCUGGUGGCCCGUUAUGCUGACAACGACCUCGGAGUCGACUUUGACAAUUUUGUGUGCUGUUUGCUGAAGCUGGAGGCCAUGUUCCGGUUUUUCAAGGCCAUGGACGAUGGAAGCGGCAUAGCGGAGAUGGGAAUGGGAGAGUGGCUGACGCUGACGAUGUGCGGAUAGACAGACGGAUGGGCGGCCGUAUUUCCUGCCCCGUCUGGGUACAGACACUCCUCCUC
This is a messenger RNA of Nanorana parkeri, 2242 nucleotides long. Its product is annotated as calpain-1 catalytic subunit-like. The transcript is spliced from 22 exons. The coding region runs from base 45 to 2186 and encodes 713 amino acids. The record is from RefSeq and is a predicted model, not a curated record. Gene Ontology annotation, molecular function: calcium ion binding; calcium-dependent cysteine-type endopeptidase activity. Lineage: Eukaryota; Metazoa; Chordata; Amphibia; Anura; Dicroglossidae. Gene Ontology annotation, biological process: proteolysis. Gene Ontology annotation, cellular component: cytoplasm.